Messenger RNA from Cryptomeria japonica (Japanese cedar), 999 nucleotides. RefSeq lists its product as uncharacterized. The transcript is spliced from 3 exons. NCBI's taxonomy places the organism in Eukaryota, Viridiplantae, Streptophyta, Pinopsida, Cupressales, Cupressaceae. The coding region runs from base 1 to 999 and encodes 332 amino acids. The record is from RefSeq and is a predicted model, not a curated record.
AUGGCAUUUGGGGGUUAUAAUAAGUUUCCUCGUAGAGAUGAUGGUUCUCCAUCUGGUGAUAAAUUUGAAAAUCUGGAGGAAAAUCCUUCUUAUAACUUAAAUACAAAAGACAAUAAACAUGGUCAUGAUGAAUCCCUAACUACUGAGGAACAGGAGGACAGGCAGUUGGAUGAAAACAGGGUGGAAGAAGAGAGGGGAAAAGGUGAAGUAACUAGACUAACAACCCCUAGACAAUACAAUAAUCGUAAUGGUGAAAGAAGAAAUAAUAGUGGGGAAAUUACUAGUAACUGGAAUAAUAGAUAUAGUAUCAACAACGUAAGCAAUACUGGAGGAAAUCAUGGUAAUAAUGAAAACUAUGGAAACAAUGAUAAUGGGAACAACCGAAAUGGGAAUAACAAUAAUGGUGGAGGUAACAAUGGAAACAAUGGUAAUAAUGGAAUAAAUAGAAACUAUCAGAUUACCAACUAUGGUUGCAGGCCACCUAUGACCAUUGAGAGGUAUAAACAGUUGGAUUUUAGUGGGAUAGUUGGAUAUCCAAAUCAGAUUGCAAACGAUUUAAGGUCAGUUGUUCCUAAAUUCACAGGAAAUGGAACUGAUUCUACAGAACAUGUAAUAAAUGUAAAAAAUACCAUUGAAGAGUUUGAAAUCCCUCAUGAAGAUGUCUUUAUGAAAUUAUUUGUUCAAUAUCUAAUAGAGGAUGUAGGAGAAUGGUAUAGGAAUCUUCCUGACAGAUGUUUUGCAGAAGAGAAGGACCAUGAGAAUGAAUAUGAGCCCACAGUAAAUAUACUUUCAUCAGAUCCAUUUUGGGGUAGGGAUGAGGAUUCAUUUGAGGGUGAAAAAUCAUCAGAUGUACAAUGGAGAAGAGAGAACCAACAACAUAGUGUACAACAAGUUUUUACUGAUGAUGAAGCGGAUAUUCCAUCCUUGAGGAGAUUGUUCCAUAAUGAAGAUCAAGUGCAUUCCUUGAGGAACUUAACAGAUGAAGAAAAGAAAGCCUAG